Messenger RNA from Nicotiana attenuata, 519 nucleotides. Its product is annotated as heat shock cognate 70 kDa protein-like. The transcript has 2 exons. Bases 1 to 519 code for a protein of 172 amino acids. Gene Ontology annotation, biological process: cellular response to unfolded protein; protein refolding. Gene Ontology annotation, molecular function: ATP hydrolysis activity; heat shock protein binding; ATP binding. NCBI's taxonomy places the organism in Eukaryota, Viridiplantae, Streptophyta, Magnoliopsida, Solanales, Solanaceae. The record is from RefSeq and is a predicted model, not a curated record. Gene Ontology annotation, cellular component: cytoplasm.
AUGGCGAAGGCAUAUGAUGGGGCGGCGGAAGGAUCAUUGAGGAGGUUAAGGACUGCUUGUGAGAGGGCGAAGAGGACUCUGUCAUCGACUGCACAGACCACAAUUGAGAUUGAUUCUUUGUAUGAAGGUAUUGAUUUUUACUCGACUAUUACUAGAGCGAGAUUUGAGGAGCUGAACAUGGAUUUGUUCAGGGAGUGUAUGGAGCCAGUGGAGAAGUGUUUGAGGGAUGCCAAGAUGGAUAAGAGCAGUGUUCAUGAUGUGGUUCUCGUCGGUGGAUCAACUAGGAUUCCCAAAGUUCAGAAAUUACUUCAAGAUUUCUUCAAUGGGAAGGAGAUUUGUAAAAGCAUCAACUCGGACGAAGCAGUAUCCUUUAAAGAGGGUCUUAAAGAGGUUUUUCGGCGACCGGAAAACCAACCAAAAAUGGCGGCAGAACGAUCAUCACGCUGGUGUAAAGGGAGGGAAAAGUGGGAAGGGAUACAAAGAAAAUCGGUGGAAGGAGGGGGAGAUCGGAAAGUUUAA